Orycteropus afer afer is the source of this 417-nucleotide messenger RNA. RefSeq names its product bone marrow stromal cell antigen 1 (gene BST1). The record is from RefSeq and is a predicted model, not a curated record. Lineage: Eukaryota; Metazoa; Chordata; Mammalia; Tubulidentata; Orycteropodidae. Bases 1 to 417 code for a protein of 138 amino acids. Gene Ontology annotation, biological process: positive regulation of B cell proliferation. Gene Ontology annotation, molecular function: phosphorus-oxygen lyase activity; NAD+ nucleosidase activity. The transcript has 5 exons. Gene Ontology annotation, cellular component: plasma membrane.
AUGAAAUUCAACAGAGACAAGAACUGCACAGCCAUCUGGGAAGCCUUUAGCGUGGUGCUGGACAAGGAUCCCUGUUCUGUGCUUCCCUCCGACUAUGACCUUUUUAUUAACCUCUCCUGGCACUCCAUUCCCAGAGACAAGGUAACUCCACAAACGUCUUUUUUUUUUGCAGACUAUGAAAUUCCAUACUUCCAGAAGAAAAAAAUCACACGAUUUGAGAUCUGGGUAAUGCAUGAAAUUGGAGGACCCAAUGUUCCAGUGAAGCUCCUAAAGUGUGUGGACCACAGCACUCAUCCUGACUGUGCCUUAAAUUCGGCAGCAACGUCUACUCAAAGAGAAAUCCCAUCUCUUUCUGUGGCACAAAGUGCCACACUUAUGAUUCUUGUCUUAGUGGUUUGGCCUCAGAUGCUCAAAUAA